Messenger RNA from Marmota monax (woodchuck), 2670 nucleotides. Its product is annotated as NUT family member 2G. NCBI's taxonomy places the organism in Eukaryota, Metazoa, Chordata, Mammalia, Rodentia, Sciuridae. The coding region runs from base 233 to 2551 and encodes 772 amino acids. The record is from RefSeq and is a predicted model, not a curated record. The transcript has 6 exons.
GGAAACAGUUUUCUUUGGGUAGAACUAUGACAAAGGGAACACAACAUGAAAUUCACUCAGGAACAUUUGCAAACUGCACAAUUUGCCUGCCCACAGGGCCCUGAGCUGUGAGCAUUUGUCCUCAGAUUCCCACUAAGUAAGAAACUGGGGGACCUCAAUCCUGCUGCCAUUUCCCCUCCUCCAUUCUUCCCUUUGCUUUGCCUCCACAGCAUCUGCAUCCCAGAGACCAGACAUGAAUGUCAAUCCUGGUGCCCACAUGUCUGCGUUCCGGGGCCUGCCCUUUCUUCCAGCUGCCCCUGUGCCAACACACCAGCCAUUCUGGGAGCUUCCCUUGGCACCACGGGUGACUGCACCCAUCUCCCAGAGUAACCCUCUGGUGCUGUCCACUUACCCUGGACAACCAUAUGUGCCAGGGCUGUCCACCUUUGGACAACAUGGGCCACAACUGAGGCCAGCAGGGCCUCCUCAUAUUCAGAACAUUGCCCACACUCAGGCACCCCUCAACUUCAGGGCCCCAGGGGCCUUCUGUGGGGGUGUGGAGCAUCCUGCUCCAUUCCUCACGGCACCUUCUGCCCCGAGGACCACUGUGCCUGCCUCAGCCAGUGGGGGGAUCCAGAACUAUGGGAUCCACUGGCACCUGGGCCUUCGCCCUCCAGCACCACAGCCAUUUGCCCAGCUGGCCCCCAUCAUGUUCCCAAUGGAUGCACGCCAGUGGCCAGGUACAGGGUAUGGGGCAGGUGCACCACCCAUCUUCCCAUCUGCGGUGCCACCAGAUGACUCCGGCGGACCUCCCAGCGUCUAUGAGGACUUCAGACGCUGGCAGCGCUUCAAGACCCUGGUCCGCAGGCACCUUCCUCAGACUCCUGAUGUGGAAGCACUUUCCUGCUUCCUUGUCCCAGUGCUUCGGUCUCUGUCCCGACGGGAGCCCACCAUGACCAUGGAAGAGGGCCUGCGGAAGGGUUUGCAGGAAUGGCAGCGCACCAGCAACUUUGACCGGAUGGUCUUCUAUGAGACCUCACAAAAGUUCAUGGAGUUUGAGGCUGCGGAGGAGAUGGAGGAUCCAAGGAUGCAGUUGUCAGGGGUCUUCCAGUGCCGACCUCCUCCUGUACCUCCAAUGCUGCAACUUUCAAAGCCGCCAGUCCUUGAGGCUUUCCAACGGCCAGGGUGCAGAAAGACCAGCCCCAAAUUACAGCCUGCCUGCUCAUUAGCAGCCAAACCGAAGGCACCAGAGACCAAGGUGCCUGAGACCAAGGCACGCAAGACCAAGGCACGCAAGAGCAAGGUGGCCAAGACCAACGGGCCUGAGACCAAGGCGCCCGAGGAGAUCCCACCUGAAGCCAUCCAAGAGUACAUGGACAUCAUGGAUGAGCUAUGUGGGCCUACCAGCUUGGCCACAUGGGAGCCCUCCCACUUGUCCACAGAAGAGCUUGCUGAGAUCUUGGGAGAGGAAGGACUGGAGCAUCAGCCAAUAGAGGAUUUAUACCCAGAUCCAAGUCUCCUGAGCUACGUUGAUGAGGACUUUGUCAACAAGCACAGUUGCUCAGCAGAAUCUGUGUGUGUGUAUGUGCAUGCACACACACACACACACGCACACACUCUUGUAAAUGUUUGUAGCAGGUUGUUGGGCUAUAAUAUCCCCAUGGUGGAACGAGAAUGGGAUCAUCAUUGCUUCCAGUUUCUACUAGAAGUCUUCCUGACUUGGGGCUAUUUACUCCCAAGGUCACUCACACUCUCUUCCUUCUCAUCCCAGGCAGAGAGCAUAAUUCACCCCCGCUUCCUGGAAGAAAUACUUUCCUCUGAACCAUCCAUAAAUAUCUUGGCCCUAACAAAAGAGCUGGACCAGGAGGAAGGACUCACGCCUGACCAGGACUCAAGAGCUUCCCAGACACCUGCCAACCAAGGUGCAGAGAAACGGAAACAUCACACUGAUCAAGGGGCCGGCAUGGAGGACUGGUCCACAGAGGUGGCUUCCCAGGUCAUGAAGAGGCGCAGGGCCAUGGAGCCAGAGUUGCUGGGAUCGAAGGACUCUGCUGUCCUCCAAGGCCGUCACUGGUCAUCCUCGUUGGGGAACAUGCACUCCAACCAUCCUCCCCAUAACUGCAGAUCCUCCUCCUUAAACCUGGGGAACAAAGGCGUAGUGGGACCCAGAAAAGCCACUUCUUCUGGGCGGCCACAUAAGACAGCCAAUGGCUGCAGUGUGGACGAUGACCUCCAAAGCCUGGAUUUCCUCCUUAACUCCCAGAACCGCCUGCUGCCCUGGGGACUGUCCCAGAGCCAGGCCCCUCAAAUAGAAACCCUGUGCUCAGGAGACCAACCACUCCAGGCCGCACCUCCCCAGAGGGGGCGCCUCAGCUCCCACCCUCCUCCAGGUGCCAUGACCAUGAAGAGUGUUCUCACUGGACGCUCAUGCAAUGUGGAAAAGAUGCCCUGCACGGGGCCUCCCCUCCAGGUCAUCGGAGGGCAAGGUGUGGACCUGGAGCUAGGUGGAACCUCACAGCCUCAGAAGAGAAAGUGUGUGUCAUCUGGCAACCAGAAGAAGAAGAGGCCCUGAGGACAGAAGUGUUGGCCGGUGGCCUCUGGGGUGGCUGCCCCUCAGGCAAGAAUCACCUUUGCUUCAUUCUACACCAGAAGGGCCAAAGGUCUUCAGCUUGUGAAGACCUCUUCCCCACA